This is a messenger RNA of Cylas formicarius (sweet potato weevil), 4276 nucleotides long. Its product is annotated as ATP-dependent translocase ABCB1-like. Gene Ontology annotation, biological process: transmembrane transport. The coding region runs from base 90 to 3872 and encodes 1260 amino acids. Gene Ontology annotation, molecular function: ATP binding; ABC-type transporter activity; ATP hydrolysis activity. The transcript has 20 exons. Gene Ontology annotation, cellular component: membrane. Lineage: Eukaryota; Metazoa; Arthropoda; Insecta; Coleoptera; Brentidae. The record is from RefSeq and is a predicted model, not a curated record.
GUUUAAGAUGUGCCACUAUUAACACAUCCAGAUUUUGUUCAUAUGCAAAAAUGAAGUGAAGGCUGCGUAUUUUGGCGAAAACACAAACAAUGGCACGAGAAAAAAUUGGAAAAUCUAAACAACAAGCGAAAACAAAAGAUGAGAAAACGAAAAAUGACAUGGUGCCAUACUAUAAACUGUACACAUUCGCCACACCAUUGGACAAAAUAUUAAUACUAAUCGGCACUUUGGGAUCAGCAGUGUGCGGAAUCUUGCAACCGUACAUGAUGAUUUUGUUCGGGGACGCUUCUGGGAUUGUAGUAAACUAUUUUACUAGCAUCGAAUUUAAUGCCACAGACGCAGACCGGGAGAGAGCUGUCGAAUACUUGUACGAUGGCAUUUUCGACUUUUCCAUCUGUACUUGCGCUGCAGCCUUCGCCAUUAUCAUCGCCACGUACAUCACGGGGGUAGCAUUCUCAUACAGUUCUCUAAGACAGACGUUCAAAAUGCGUAGAGAUUUUCUGGAGAAGACGUUGAAUCAAGACAUGGGCUGGUACGACCAGAAUCAAACGGGCGACUUCGCCAGCGUAAUUACGGACAACAUUCCUAAAAUCGAAGAAGGCAUGGGCGAGAAACUCGGCACAUGCCUCUUUUUCUUUUUUACUUUCGCUUCGGGUCUUGUAUGGGCUUUGAUUAAGGGGUGGAAACUCGCUCUGGUCACUCUAGCGACGUUCCCCAUCCAACUUCUGGUAAUGGGCGUGAUAAGUUGGCUGUCGGCUAAAUACUGUAAACAAGAGAUGCAAGCCUAUAGUGGCGCGGGUUCAGUUGCCGAAGAGGUACUUAGCUCUAUAAGAACAGUUGUGGCUUUCGACGGCCAAGAAAGAGAGUGCAAACGAUACGAAACAUACGUAAAACAAGCUAAAGACAACAACAUGAAGAAGUGUUUCUUCAAUGCGAUCAAUCAGGGCUUCAUUUGGUUCCUGACGUACUCUUGUUACGCGCUUGCCUUUUGGUAUGGCGUCGGACUGGUGAUCGAAGAACGCGCCAUACCGAUCGAAGAGCGGGUCUAUACCCCCGGUAACAUGAUAGGGGUAUUCUUCGCUACUUUGAUAGCCACCUGGAACUUUGGCAACAUCGCUCCUUUCCUCGAGGUGUUCGGUAUGGCUCGAGGGGCAGCCCAUAAGGUGUUCUCCAUCUUGGAUAGUAAGCCGCUUAUUCAUAAGAAAGGAAAUGCGGGGAAGAAACCCAAUUUCAAGUCUAAUGUGGUGCUGCGCAACGUCGGGUUCAAGUAUCCCUCGAGGUCAGAUGUGCAGGUGUUGAGAGGCGUUAAUCUCGAAAUUAAAUUUGGGGAGACGAUCGCUCUGGUGGGACACUCGGGUUCCGGCAAAUCUACCAUCGUCCAGCUACUUCAAAGGUUCUACGAUCCUAGUUCGGGAUGCAUAUUAAUAGAUGGCGUGAACUUAAAACACGUCAACCUGGCGCACCUGCGGAAAAACCUAGGAGUGGUAAGUCAGGAGCCGUCACUGUUCGCAACGACAAUAGCCGAGAAUAUACGGUACGGCAAACUCAACGCCACCACUGAAGAAAUCGUGUCGGCUGCUAAGAAGGCGAACGCACACAAGUUUAUUCAAAAUUUGCCUAACGGUUACCAGACUCUAAUCGGCGAAAGAGGAGCGCAACUCUCCGGAGGUCAGAAGCAACGCAUCGCCAUAGCCAGAGCUCUUAUCAAACAUCCCAGUUUACUGCUUCUCGACGAAGCCACAUCAGCACUCGAUACCGAGAACGAGGCCGAAGUACAAAUGGCUCUGGAUUCAAUCGACUACACGUGCACUAAAAUUGUGGUGGCUCAUCGGUUAUCGACCAUCAGGAACGCCGACAGAAUUAUAGUUUUCGAUCAAGGUCGCGUCGUGGAAGAAGGUUCCCAUCAGCAACUGAUGGAGGCCAAGGGGGCGUAUUGUAAUAUGAUCAACUCUCAAGGCUAUACGGAAUUAAAUAGAGAAGACAACAAAAUCAAUGACGUCCAAAAGAGAAAAUGCUCCAGAGUAAAGAGCAUGACGUUCAGCUCUCAUAGUGGCUAUGACAGCGAUUCGGACGAUGCGAGUACUGAAUUUGAAGACGAGGAAACCGAGGAGAUGAGCUCGUUCUGGGUUAUAAUGAAAAUCUUAAAAGUAAAUUCCCGCGAAUGGUUGGCCUUUUUAACGGGUUGUCUAGCGUCGGUCUUAAACGGUGCAUCCUUACCCUUGUACGGAUUAAUUUUCGGUGACAUAGUCGGGGUGCUGGUUAUCUUGGACGACGAGCUGCUCAGGGAGCAGUCCAAUCAGUUUUGCUUGUACUUUCUAUAUCUCGGGAUUGCCAUCGGAAUAGCUAUGUUUAUACAGUUUUUCGCUUUUGGAUACGCGGGUGAAAUCUUAACUUACCGCUUGCGGAACUGGACGUUCGAGGCCAUGCUCAAACAAGAAAUGGCGUGGUUCGACAGGAAAGAGAACGGAGUAGGAGCGUUGUGCGCCCAACUCUCUGGAGAUGCCGCUAGCGUUCAAGGAGCAGCAGGAUCGAGGAUUGGGAUAAUAAUAAACUCCCUGUCUACUUUGGCUCUAUCCUUGGCCUUCGGUAUGUACCUCGACUGGAGGUUGACCCUGGUCGCCCUCGCGUUCUACCCUAUGGUACUCUUCUCGAUGUACUACGAGCGAAAGUCGAUCCAAUCGGACGCCACCAAGACCCAAAAGUUGCUCGAGAAGUCCGCCAAGAUUGCAGUCGAGGCUAUCGAGAACAUCAGAACGGUGAAAUCACUUGGCUGCGAGCAUAUUUUCUGCGAUUCUUAUAAUGAGGAGCUCUCAAUCUGCAUCAAAAUGGGUUUCAAGAGAUGUCACGUGCGGGGAUUUAUCCUGGGAUGCGCGCGCAGCUUGAUGAUGUUUGCCUACGCAGCCGGGUUCACUUACGGAGCCAGUCUCAUGGUGGUUGCUCACGUCGACAGCGCGACAGUAUUCAAGGUUCUCGAGGUGAUAAUCACGAGCUCAUGGUCGAUAGGUAACGUCCUCACGUACUCUUCGAAUAUGCAGAAGGGUUUAACAGCUGCAGCGAGGAUUUUCAACUUGAUUAAGCGAAUACCGGAAGUCCGAAACGAACCAGACGCAGGCAAAGCGGAAUGGGACCAGGGACGAGUGGAAUUUUCCAAGGUUCAGUUUUCGUAUCCUACUAGACCGUCGGUGCAGGUCCUAGAUGGUAUCGACCUGUCGAUAAUGGAAGGAAAAACAGUAGCGUUGGUAGGAGGUAGCGGAUGUGGAAAAUCUACAAUUAUCCAGCUUCUGGAGAGGUUUUACGAUCCUACAUAUGGCGAUGUGUUAGUAGACAGGGACGACAUCAAACACGUGACUUUGGAAUCGCUUAGGCUCCAUCUGGGUAUCGUGUCGCAGGAACCUAAUCUUUUCGACAGGACGAUCGCGGACAAUAUCGGUUACGGCGUGCGGGAUCGGAGCGUGAGGAAGAAGGAGAUUGAGUUGGCGGCGAAGGCGGCCAACAUUCAUAACUUUGUCGCCAGUCUCCCGCUGGGCUAUGAAACGCGUCUGGGUACAAAAGGCACGCAGCUUUCCGGAGGUCAGAAGCAGAGGAUUGCUAUAGCGAGAGCGUUGCUGAGGAAUCCGAGGAUUUUGCUUCUCGACGAGGCCACGUCAGCGUUAGAUAACGAAAGCGAGAAGAUUGUGCAGGAAGCCCUAGAUAAUGCUAGACAAGGACGGACGUGUAUCACGAUAGCUCACAGAUUGACGACUAUCCAAGCGGCUGAUUUGAUAUGCGUCCUCAAAGAGGGAAAAAUCGCCGAGACGGGCACCCAUACGGAGCUACUGGAGAGGAAGGGAUUGUACUUUGAAUACUAUAAGCUUCAAUCCGGUCAGGGUUAAACAACUCGCUAACUCGCCAUGUGGCGCUGAUGACUCGGUAGUUGUAUUUAAGAGAAAACCCUCAUUAUUUUUAAUAGAUUAAUUUAAUUGUAAUUGAGCAACGUUUUCUUUAAAAUAGUUUACCGCCCUUUAGUUUUUAAGGAAGUUGACGUAUAUGAUAAAAAUGAUUGAUAUUGGAUUAAGAACCAUCUACGAAGGAAAUAUGCCGCAAAGUUUGAAUCCAAAUUUAUUUACUUUUGACAAUUAAAAAACACCUUAAGCCAGACCUUAUAAAUGUUUUCUAUAAUCUAAAAUUAACCUAUUUAUUCGCAACUUGGGGAUUGCCUUCUGUUACGCCGAAAUAAAUUCUUCACAACCACAGUAAUCGAAUGAAUGACAUUAACCCAACUUGUAUUUUUUGUCUA